Messenger RNA from Colletotrichum truncatum, 1968 nucleotides. The record is from RefSeq and is a predicted model, not a curated record. NCBI's taxonomy places the organism in Eukaryota, Fungi, Ascomycota, Sordariomycetes, Glomerellales, Glomerellaceae.
AUGGAGUCGGACCACACUCCCAGGACCAGUGUGAUUCCGAGAGCGUGCCAUAAUUGUCGGAUACGCAAAACACGAUGCAAUCGAGAAGUUCCUUGUUCAAACUGCAUAACGUCAAAGAUCCCCUGUAGACCAGCUGGAAGGCAACCAGCACAACGUGUGGUUAAUGAGAGGCCUGAAAGUUAUCCUAGUAUCCAGCAACUACAUGAGAGGUUAAAAGUCGUUGAAGAAGCCCUUCGCAGCCAGGCAGACCCUCAAGCAAGUAGAGUCACACCAACUUCAACUCCGACCGCAACGCCGAAUGUCGAAGAUGAUUCAACAACGCAUCAUUGCCUGUGGGAGGACCACCACCUCUCCUAUGAGGGAGAUUCGUCCUUUAGACAGCAGACGUACUUGGCCAGUCAGGUAGAGGAAUUAAAGAUCGAGGCUGCUCAGUCGCCUCAUGUUGUGGACGAGUUAGCAACUCUGCGAGGAAUUUACCAGAGCCAGGAAGCACUACCAGGGACGAAGCAGACGCGAAGAAUAGCACACGUGGGAAAGGGUGCCCAACUUCAGCUACCGCCCUCGGAGUUCGUCAUCCGCCUGCUCCGUACUGUUACUGAGCAAUCAGUACUCUUUCUGUAUUACGCAAUCGAAAACCGACUACAGGUCGAAGAACUAUGCCGGAAGGUCUAUUUCUCUGUCGACCCCGUAACCACCGGACAGGUCACUCUCCUGAACGGUUGCUUGUCGGUGCUUUUGCGCGAUAUCGAUUUCGAAAAACACCCGGAACUCAACCCCGAAGAAACAAGCCGCUUCUAUAAUCUCUGCUAUACGAAUUUUAAGACUGGAAUCGAAACAUACGAGGUCAUGGCAAUACCAACACUAGAGCAUACACUAAUACUGGCUAUUGCGUCACUACGGUCUCAGCUGGACGGCAACUUAGCUUUACAAUGGACAGUGAUAUCGGCGGCAGCAAGGCAAUGUCUUGCAUUAGGCUACCACAGAGAAGCGAGGAUAUCAGCACUACCUGCCGUAGAAGCCCGCCGAGCGCGACGACUCUUCUGGCACGUCUACUUCGCAGAGCGCGGCCUGACCCUUAGCCAAGGGAAAGCCCCGAUCAUUCAGGACUUCGAUAUCGACAUCAAGGAUUUCGAAAUCUCCAAUAACCCCGAAAGGCGGCCUUGGGACCUAUCCUUUGCUACCUUUAUAGAGUUCGGACGAAUACGAGCCGCAAUAUACGAGAAACUGUACUCGCCUGGAUCCACACGCUCCAGCGACGAAGAAAGGCAAGCUUCGGUGGCGGAUCUUUCGAAGCGGCUCGCAAAGUGGUAUGAUGAGUGGCGUAUCGUUGACUACACUGAUGCUUACCGCAAGGAGCUCUUUGAGUUUACCUUUGAGGGUAUCGAUGUGGUAUACUACUCCAUCCUGACUCUGUUGCAUCGGGGGUCCAGUUCAUCGAACUGUGCCGGCGCCAUUUCUGAAGAGUGUUUCGACGCAGCAAGAAAAGGGCUCACAGCUCACGCAACUGCCUUCCCUCGAUCCGCAUCAGGGGGCCGUGCGGCUCUUUUCAGCUAUGCAGUUUGGACGCAAAUCUACUCCUCCUUCACCCCAUACAUCAUCACCUUCCUCCACUGCAUCAGAAACUCGAGUGUCGACGAUCUGAAGCUGCUGCGAGGCGCGCUCGACAUCAGCGAACGGAUUAGCGGGCUGAUGGAGUCUUGCAAAAGACAGUACGAGCUUUGCAAAUCUUUAUACCGCAUUGCAGAAGCGUACAUCAAGUCAAAAAAGGGCAUCGUGAAUUUAGAAGGAGGCGUGGAAAACACGAUAAACCUCCCGUUACAGCAGCCGACGACUGAAAACUGGCCGUUGUUCGACACUCAGAUGGAAUCAGGCACCUUUCCAGAGCUUCACGUGGACGACUGGCAAAAUACGUACAUGGGGCAGAUGUCGUUUACUCUGGACACGCAGUUGGGGAAGGGCGGUAACUGA